Mycena citricolor is the source of this 1112-nucleotide messenger RNA. NCBI's taxonomy places the organism in Eukaryota, Fungi, Basidiomycota, Agaricomycetes, Agaricales, Mycenaceae. The record is from the annotation of a GenBank genome assembly.
CUCAUGCGAAGGGGCCUCUUUCAGGAUGACGCAUUGUCCACAAGCGACCUAAUUGGGUUCUCUUCCUCUCUCGGAUGCUCCCGACGCACUGACCGCGAAGUGAUAUAAAGCAACCUGCACGCAUCGGAGGUUCAAGCAGACCGUCACCGCGACCUGCAACGCCCUGCGAUCAGAUACCAUGCCGUUCCCGUUCCCCCGCACCCCGAAGCGACAGAUCUCGCGCCCACGCGUAUUGGGCGCGUCCCCUUCCACCUCCUCGCCGCGCCGCGACACACCCGAACGACUCCGCCGCGAAGAGCUGCGCGCGGCCUCGCGGCCCCGCCCUGCGCGCACGACCCUCUCACCGAAUUCCCCCCGCACCGUGCGCGUACCGCGCGGUGCCUUCGAUGCUCCCCUCGAAUCUGCGCUCGGCCGCGAUGCAGAGGCCGAUCCCGACCGCGAGCCGAGCAUGAUCACCUCCGCCGUCGUCUCCCACGCCACUGUCCCAUCCCCGACGCGCCCCGCGCGCCACACGGCACGUAACUCGUGCGACUGUGCGACGCGGAUCGUCUUCUCUGCGCGUGAUGGGCGGGACAUCGGCGUCCCACUGGGCCUAGCGAUAUAUCAGGAGGGCAUGAUGUUGCGGAAUACCUCGAUCGAGUUUUGUUUGCCACCUGCGUUGAGAGGGAUCGAGGUUGUGCCGUUUCGAUUAGCUUGGCCUGGAUACGGACACUUGAAUCCCGUGGGACAGGUCGCCCUGUAUGAUCCCGAAACGGACACCCAUUCUACAUACGCAGACGUCGCGCAGCAAGUCGCCCAGAUGUUCUAUACCUUCAUCCAGCAAUGUGGCGACAACUUUGACUCGACGUACCGCGGCGGAGUGCGUCUAGGGCCCAGGGAUAUUUCCUUCGACCGUCUAUUUCUGAGCAAGCUCUGCAUCCGCGAAGGGGUAAUGGACGCGGAAAUCCGAUACAGUACCAAAAGUUAGCGCUAUGUACCAUGUAUUUUACCCUCUCUCUAUCUUGACUUUUGUACGUAUGUUGAAAGAUUGAAUGUUGCAUUAUUCAGCGCGAUACACAUAUACAUUCAUAUCCCCAAAGACAUUUUGCCGUUCUCCCUCUGCUCAUAGAUCG